Messenger RNA from Aspergillus tubingensis, 549 nucleotides. Its product is annotated as ADP-ribosylation factor family protein. Gene Ontology annotation, molecular function: GTPase activity; GTP binding. The transcript has 5 exons. Gene Ontology annotation, cellular component: cytoplasm; Golgi apparatus. The record is from RefSeq and is a predicted model, not a curated record. Gene Ontology annotation, biological process: vesicle-mediated transport; intracellular protein transport. NCBI's taxonomy places the organism in Eukaryota, Fungi, Ascomycota, Eurotiomycetes, Eurotiales, Aspergillaceae. Bases 1 to 549 code for a protein of 182 amino acids.
AUGGGAGGCUCCUUGUCUCGUAUGUGGUCCUUCCUCUGGACGAAGAAGGAGAUUCGCAUCCUCAUCCUCGGUCUGGAUAACGCCGGAAAAACAACCCUUCUAUACAGACUCAAGAUUGGUGAAGUUGUUACUACGAUACCAACCAUUGGUUUCAACGUCGAAUCGGUGACGUAUCGCAACCUGAAUUUCAAUGUCUGGGAUCUCGGAGGUCAAACGUCCAUUCGGCCCUACUGGCGCUGCUACUAUGCGAACACCGCUGCUGUCAUAUUCGUCAUUGAUUCCACAGAUAUUGAACGUCUCAGUACGGCUGCCGACGAACUAGCGGCCAUGCUGAACGAGGAGGAGCUUAGUGAUGCGGCGCUGUUGGUAUUUGCCAAUAAGCAGGACCAGCCUGGCGCCAAAGGUGCCGGCGAGAUAUCAGAGGCUCUCAAGCUGGGAGAGCUCCGGGAUAGACACUGGAGCAUCGUCGCAUGCUCUGCUAUCGAUGGCAAAGGUCUUAACGAAGGCAUGGAUUGGCUGGUGCAAACUCUACAGUCUGAAAAUGCAUGA